This is a messenger RNA of Strigops habroptila (Kakapo), 2392 nucleotides long. It is a transcript of the gene PJVK, whose product is annotated as pejvakin. Gene Ontology annotation, cellular component: cytoplasm. The transcript is spliced from 6 exons. Gene Ontology annotation, biological process: programmed cell death. The coding region runs from base 1 to 1074 and encodes 357 amino acids. The record is from RefSeq and is a predicted model, not a curated record. NCBI's taxonomy places the organism in Eukaryota, Metazoa, Chordata, Aves, Psittaciformes, Psittacidae.
AUGUUUGCUGCUGCAACCAAAAACUUUGUUAAACAGGUUGGUGAUGGAGGAAGACUAGUUCCAGUGCCCAGUCUCAGUGAAGCUGAUAGAUAUCAACCUCUGAGCCUUGUGAUUAAGAAAAGAACAUGUUUGCUUUCAAAAAAAUCUAAAUUCGCUUCAACACCUUUCACAUUAAAAGACAUCCUGCAUGGGGAGAAAGAAAUUUCUGCAGGUGUCUCGUCUUACCAAUUGCUCAACUAUGAAGACAAAUCAGAUGUUUCACUUAAUGGUAGAAGAGGAAAUCAGAUAAUGAAUGAUGUUGGUUUUGAUGUUGCUGGAUCAGAUUCUAUUGCCUUUAAAGCUUCAUUUGGCAUUGUGACCAAACAUGAGGUUGAAGUACCAACAUUACUUAAAGAACUUACUACAAGAAAAAUAAACUUUGAUCAUUGUCUAGUCCAUCAAUCAAGGAAAAGUAGGAUGGAAAUUCUGUGCGUGGUCAUGGAAAGUAUUAGAACUACAAGGCAAUGCUCAUUAACUGUCCAUACUGGAAUGCGUGGAGAGACAAUGAGGUUUCACUUUAUUGAAGAUCAGAAUUGUAAAGGGCGGGACAAAGCCAUUGUUUUUCCUGCACAUACAACUAUCGCUUUUAGUGUAUUUGAACUUUACAUUCAUUUGGAUGGUAAUUUUGAACUCUGUGUGACUCCAGUUUCAAAAGGAGGAUUUGAGAAAGAGAAAUCUGGAUCAUCUUCACUGACCAAAUUAAGGAGGUUAAAGAGUAAUCUGUUUCAUCGAAAUAAAAGAGUAGUGGCUACCAUUGCUAAUUCUGAUGCUUACUUGGAGGACCUUUUUACAGAUUAUUAUGAAAAAGCUGCAAGCAUGACUGAUCUCUCUACAAGCUAUCUCGGAGAAGGGUCUCACAUCCGAAUUAAUUUACUUAAUAACAACAUCCCGAAAGGUCCCUGUGUCCUUUGUGGAAUGGGAAGUUCUAAAAGGGAGACAGUCUAUGGGUGCCUUGAGUGUUCUUUUAAUGGACAAAAGUAUGUACGACUGCAUGCUGUGCCCUGUUUUGACCUCUGGCAUAAGAGAGUAAAGUAGCCGAACUAGGUAAGUGCCUGUUGUUGCAGACAUGGGCAUAACUGUGCCACAAACUUUUCAGAAUUAGUAAAUAUGACUCAAAUUGCUGAAAUGCAAAAUAGUGAAAGUGCAAAACAUUUUAUUACACUAUUAUCUUCAAAUUUUUGCUUUCCAGUCCAUGACCUUUUACUUGAAAAUGCCCUCAUGCAUUCCCUGACAUUGCUUUUCUUUCUAGAACCUUCUCCUUUCAUUAUCAUGAUAAUGAAAAAUGUACUUUUAAACUGUAUUUUCAAAAUGUCAAAAUAUAUGCUAGAAUUUAGUUAAAAUUGUUUACACAAACUUGUUGUUACACUCCAAAAUCUUGCCUUUAUCUAUGCUGGCAUAUGAUGAGAGUAUUUGUUAAUAAUUUAGUGUCCUCAUGAAUGUUUAACUGAAGUAUCAGAUUAAAACCAUGCUAAAACUUAGCUCAGUCUAAUGUUUCAUUUACAAAAGGGAACAACUAAAACUAGGGGGAGGCGUUUCACAUUAGGAUGCCAUUACCAUAUGUCAACAGUUUGUUUAGAUUACUAAAAAGGUACCAGCUAGUCCUCCUUCUGUGUUUGGUUGGAUUGUAGGUCACAGCUGCUCUUGACUUUUUUACGUGUUCAGAAAAAAAUGCUUAUCAGAAAACGUGUUUUGGAAGCUUACAAAAAUAACAGAAUUUAAUCCUUCCAACAAAGGUUCAGGGUUAAGGUCUUUCACCGGUACAUCUCAACCACAGAAAAUUAAGUCUGUUGAGAAUGUAAACACCAGAGGGCACUACAGAAUUAUGUCCAAUAUUGAGGUUGGGAGCGCCAUUGGUUGAAGCUCUCCCUGUGCUGUUUUAAACUGGGAAAAGAAUUUCAGAAAAGUGUUUCUACCUUUUAGAAUGACUUUAAGGAUAUGGAAGAUUUUGUACUUACUUGUGCUGCCACUUUCACUGUGUGCAUCUAAUUAUUACCUGUUGAAAGGAAUGCAGCCACUGCUUUUAUGUGAGAAAAGUGAAGUAUGUUACACAAGUAUUACAGUGACAUCUGCACAAGCAGAACAGAUAACGAGCCUGAAGCAGGCUAUUAGCUAUUGCUACUUCUUUACAUUUUUCCAAAGUGAGGGUAACCAGAAUGAUGCCCAAAUAAUUACUUAUGUUUAUAUAUAGUAUCUCCCGUCAUCAUCCACCUUGUGGCAUAAGUCACAAAUCUUUAAAACGAAAAGGAUUAUAUAUAUGGUUUUAAAUCUCAAAACAGAGCUGUAGCUGUCAAAGACAUUGUCAGCACUUCAUAAUUCACAUUCAUUAUUAUUUCUGAACUAUGGAGCAGCCACA